UGAUCUUACAAAACACAUUUGUUAUAUGUCACUCCUGAUUAUAACAUGUAAGCUCCAGGAUCUUAGAUAUAAACUUGUUAAGUUAUUUUGGUAUCCAUUUCAUGGUUGUUUUGUUUACAGCCAUCCCCCUUCCCCAGUUUUUUUUUUUUUUCAUUUGCAGAUGGCUCUCUUGGUAUCUGCCUGGUGUGAUGUGGUGAGACUGUUUGUCCGAGAGCUGACGAGUGCCAGACAUAUGGAAUUUCUUUCCUCUGCUGCUGCUCACUCUCUCGUCCUUCUUACUCCCUCUGUCUCGCACCAGCACACACACCCUCUCUCUUUCUCGCACUCACAGAACUUUUUUUUUUUACCGCCUAGCUCCUUUUUAAAUGAUUUUGAGAGAGUGGAGAGAAGCAUUUGGAUAGUGGUUGAGAUGCAGGAGCACCACAGAUUCCUGAGACCAGCGGAGAGAUAGGAGCCUCACCCUGCCUGGAAAAGAAAUAGAGCAAAUAGAGCAAAAGAGGAGAAGAAAGAGGAGAAACAAGAGGCUCCUCAAUAUUACAAUUAUUACUAUUGCCACAUCACUUCUUUGCAACCACUAUUGGAUGUCUUUGUUGGUUGUGCGAUAAUGGAGACACUAAGACUGACAUUGUUCUCCUUAAUGGUCUUGCUGCUGUUCUGGUCUGUCUCUACCGCCCGGCAAAACCUCUCAGAGAGAGCGGAGAGGAAAGUUGAACGUCUGGGCCAGGUCUUCCGAAAGAAUGUGCGUCUUCUUCGGGAGCAGGGUGGCCUUCUGGAUCUGGUUUUCCUUGUGGAUGAAUCGUCCAGUAUGGGAGCUUCAAACUUUGGGAGCGAGCUGCGAUUCGUACGGAAGCUGCUGUCAGAUUUUCCAGUGGCGCCGGAGGCAACCCGUGUGGCGCUGGUGACAUUUAGUUCCAAGAACCAUGUUGUUACAAGAGUGGACUAUGUGUCGAUGCCCAAAGCUCACCAGCACAAGUGCUCUCUCUUCAGCAAAGAGAUCCCUUCCAUCACCUACAGAGGAGGAGGCACCUACACGAGGGGGGCUUUCCAGCGGGCAGCGCAAAUCUUGCGGCACUCGCGUGAGAACGCCACGAAAGUGAUCUUCCUCAUCACUGACGGCUACUCCAACGGCGGAGACCCGCGGCCCGUGGCGGCGGCGCUGAGGCAGAGAGGCGUGGAGAUCUUCACGCUGGGCAUCUGGCAGGGGAACAUCCGUGAGAUACACGAUAUGGCCUCACACCCGAAAGAUCAACACUGCUACCUGGUGCACAACUUCGCUGAGUUUGAAGCGCUGGCUCGACAUGCUCUCCAUGAAGAUUUGCCCACCGGAAGUUAUAUUCAGGAGGAUCUGGCCCAGUGUUCAUCAUUGUGUGAAGAGGGAAAGCACUGCUGUGAUAUAAUGGCCAACUGUAAAUGUGGUACACACACAGGGCAGUAUGACUGCGUGUGUGAAAGAGGAUACUAUGGAAAAGGACUUCAACAUGAGUGUACAGCUUGUCCAUCUGGCACUUAUAAACCUGAGGCAGUUCCUGGAGGUGUGGGUACCUGUCUGCCCUGUCCAGACCUUCAUCACACAUCCAGGCCUGGAAGUACAGACACCUCAGACUGUGUGUGUAUGGAGGGCUACAGACCACACAACAACACAUGCCAAGUGGUGGUUUGUCCAGUCCUCUCUCCUCCAGAGAAUGGCUUCUUCAUCCAGAAUGUGUGUAAUAAUCAGUUUAACUCUGCUUGUGGUGUGCAUUGUAUGGCAGGCUUUGACCUGCAGGGAGAUAAAAUCAGACUUUGCCAGCCAGACGGGACCUGGUCGGGAGUUCAGCCGAGCUGCAGAGUUCGCUCUUGCCCAGAUCUCUUUCCUCCGCAUCACGGGGAGCUAAACUGCAGUGAACGGAGCGUCCCCUACAGGCUGGAGUGUUUUGUGCGCUGUGAGAAAGGCUACAGGCUGCAGGGCAGAGCCAGACUCACCUGCCUGGCCAGCUCCCAGUGGAGUGGGCCACAGCCCCGGUGUGUGGAGGUGCGCUGUCCUCCACUGGUUACCCUAAAGCAUAUCCGUCUGUCGCCCUCUGGCUGCGGGGAGACUGAGGUCAGGAUGGGAGGAUCAUGUCAGUUAACUUGUCCCCAUGGUUACAGUCUGCUUGGUGACUCAGAAGUCAGAUGUUUGCCCUCUGGAAACUGGAGUGAUGAUCUACAUAAAGCAACCUGUGCAGAUACAGAACCUCCAUGGAUUCAGUGCCCUGGUGAUGUCAUAACAGAGACUGAUAAGCAUCAGAGGUCAGCAAACAUCAGUCUGAGCGCACCCAUGCUGAGGGACAAUUCAGGAGAUGAGGUUGUGGUGCGGGUGACCCCUGUUUUGAACUCCUUGCAGCCUUUCCCCAUAGGGAGUGAGUUCAUUACGUACACAGCAACUGACCGUACAGGAAACAAGGCCAACUGCUCUUUCUCUGUUACUGUAGUUGAUGCUGAACGUCCUUUGAUUGACAGGUGUCGAUCACCACCCACCGUUAAAGCCACAGGGAAAGAGACAGCAGUAUGCUGGGAGGAGCCUCUAUUUUCGGACAAUUCAGGAGCCAAUUUGAAUAUCUCUAGUACUCACUCCUCUGGUGAUGUCUUUCCUGUUGGAGAAACAUCAGUCUAUUAUACAGCCACAGACCCAUCUGGCAACAACCGUACCUGUGAGCUCAUCAUUACAGUACAAGGUUCAACCUGUGAGCAGCCUUUUGUGCCAGUGAAUGCGGAUUUCUCGUGUGCCAAGACAGAGGAGGGGGUGAACUGUACUCUGAUCUGCAGACAGGGUUACAGUCUUACCCAGGACAGUGUAAACAGCUACUUCUGUGCCAAUAAUGGAAUCUGGGAGCCGCCCCGCUCGCCAGACAAGCCUGAUUGCUCCUUGAACAGGAUUGCGAACAAUGGCUUUAAGCCCUUCGAGAUGCUCUUUAAAGCAUCCCGCUGUGAUGAUCUGGAAUUGCUAAAAUCCUUCACAGGGGAGUUUUCCACUAUCCUUAAAGAUAUGGUCCCUAACAUCUGUGGUGGCGAUUAUGUCACCUGUAAGCUAGAAAUUAUGUCACCUGGACAGUGCCUGGAAUAUAACUAUGAUUAUCCAAAUGGAUUUGCUAUUGGCCCUGGAGGAUGGAGCAGUAAUUGGGCUUCUCAGAACGGUCAGGAUUAUGCUUAUUUUGACACUGGAUUUGAUCCAGAGCAACACUUACAGCAAGAUGGUACAUCACAGCAUAGCCAUCACAUGAGAACCAAACGUCAUCGUAAAAACACAGGCCCCACAAGAGAGCAGAAGAUACAAAUCAAUUUCAACAUCACAGCAAGCAUCCCACUGCCUCUGUUGAGGAAUGACUCAGCAGAGAUAGUCAAUCAGAAGCGUUUGCUGAGGGCCCUUGAGCAGCUGACCAAUCGGCUUAAGCGCACGCUGAGCAAGCAGCCGUUCAGCACCUUCCAUGUGUCAUCUGAGAUGAUCGUAGCUGACCUCAAAUCCCUGGGAAGUAAAAAAGUGAAACUUUACUGUCGGCCAGGCUCUGUUCUCAAAGGCAGGAUGUGUGUGCAAUGCCCAGUAGGUACGUAUUUCUCCCUGGAGUAUGCAGAGUGUGAGAGCUGCUGGAGAGGGUCGUAUCAGGAUAAGGAGGGGCAGAUUGAGUGUAAGCUUUGCCCAGAUGGCUUCUCCACUCCAUACCUCCAUUCACGCAGCCUGGCAGAGUGCAAAGUGCAGUGUCAGCCGGGCAGCUCAUCACUGAGUGGGCUGGAGACCUGCGAGUCCUGUCCAUUAGGGGAGUACCAGCCGGGUUUUGGCUCCCUGACCUGUCUGUCAUGCCCACCCACCACUACCACUGUUAAUAGAGGGGCUGUGGACGUCACUGAGUGUGGUGUACCGUGUUCUGCAGGUCACUUCUCUCGUACGGGUCUGGUUCCAUGUUACCCUUGCCCCAGAGAUUAUUACCAGCCUGAAGAGGGCCGAUCCUACUGCCUCUCCUGCCCCUUUUUUGGCACCACUACAAUAACUGGAGCCAAAGCCAUCCAACAGUGCUCCAGUUUUGGCUCUAGUUUUUUGCCUAAAGAGGAAAGUGCCACUCCAGUGCCAGAAGUGGCUGUGGGAAAUGAGUAUCAAGCCAGUAGUCAGAUGUUCCACGAAUGCCUUCUGAAUCCAUGUCAAAAUCAAGGCACUUGUGAGGAAGUCGGGGUAGGAUAUGUUUGCACCUGUCUUCCAGGAUUUACAGGAGCCAAGUGUGAGAGUGACAUUGAUGAAUGUGAGUCUAUACCUUGUCAAAAUGGAGGCUUGUGCAGAGAUGGCAUGGGAGAUUUCAGGUGUCAAUGUCAGCUGGGGUUUGUAGGGUUGCUGUGUGAGGCAGAGGUUAACGAAUGCAGCUCAUCGCCUUGUCUGAAUGAAGGAGUCUGUGUGGAUGAGGUGAAUCACUUUACAUGUAGCUGCCCAGAUGGAUUCACAGGUUCACGCUGUGAGUUGGAAAUAAAUGAGUGCGCUUCCAACCCAUGCCAGAACGAAGGUGUUUGUAAAGAUUUGGAGGGUGGGUAUUUCUGCUCAUGUCCUCAGGGCUUCACUGGAGACAGUUGUGAGGUUGAUGUCAAUGAUUGCUACAGCGCCCCCUGUCUGAACGGAGGAACGUGUGUUGAUGCUGUCAAUAAUUUCAGGUGUGAAUGUGUGAAUGGAUACAGAGGCAUGCUGUGUCAGUUGGAUAUAGACGACUGCGAACCCAAUUUGUGUUUGAAUGGUGCGACCUGUGUGGACGGAGUGGCCACUUUCAUCUGCCGAUGCGCUCCUGGGUUCAAUGGAACCAGGUGUGAGACAGAAAUGCCCUCAUCGUUUGAUGUGUUGUUUGAAGUUUCUGGUAUCCAUGGUUAUGUAAUGAUGGAUGGUCACAUGCCGCCACUUACACAGAUCACAUGUACAUUUUGGAUGAGGUCAUCAGACAUUGUUAACUACGGAACUCCCAUCUCUUAUGCUGUUGAAGGAAGUGACAAUGCAUUUCUGCUCAUAGACUAUAAUGGAUGGGUGCUGUAUGUAAAUGGAAAAGAGCGGAUCACUGACUGUCCAGCUGUAAAUGAUGGCCUCUGGCACCACAUCGGUGUGUCAUGGCGCAGCAAGGAUGGAGAUUGGAGGGUUUAUAUUGACGGGAGCUCUUCAGAUGGAGGGAAAGGAUUAUCCAUUGGCACAACUAUACCAGGAGGGGGUGCGCUGGUACUGGGACAGGAUCAGGACCAGAGAGGAGAUGGCUUCAACCCUGUGGAGUCUUUUGUGGGCACUCUUAGCCAGCUCAAUGUAUGGAACUAUGUUUUAACUCCACAUCAGAUCAGGUCUCUGGCCAGCAGAUGUCCACGUGACCUGAAGAAAGGGAACGUGUUUGCUUGGCCUGACUUCUUGGGAGGGGUCACAGGAAGAGUAAAGACCAGCAGCAAAAGCAUAUUCUGUGCUGACUGCCCUCUGCUGGAGGCUUCUGUUCCUCAACUACGCUCUUCCAGUACAGCAGUGAGCCCAGGCUCUAAGGUGCAUUUCUCUUGCAGUCCUGGCUUUUAUCUGGUUGGGGAACCAGUGCAGCAGUGCUUAAACAGAGGACAGUGGAGCCAUGCAGAGCCAGUUUGUGAACGUGUUGAAUGUGGUCCUCCUCCUGACCUGGAGCAUGGCCAAUAUCAUGGAGAGGAUUUCUAUGCUGGGAGCUCAGUGGUGUAUCAAUGUAAACCAGGCUUCUACCUGCUCGGGAAGAGCAAGAUACUGUGUGCAAACAAUGGCAAAUGGAUCGGCAACCCACCUGCAUGUCUGGAUGUGGAUGAAUGUGCUCUGGGGUCUGAAUGCGAUGAACAUGCUAGUUGCAAGAACACCGAUGGCUCUCAUAUAUGUACCUGCAUACCCCCAUACAGUGGAGAUGGAAGGAAUUGCACAGAGCCAGCGAAAUGUAAAGAUCCAGGUGUUCCUGAGUUUGGGCACCGUGAGGGCAGUAACUUCACAAUGGGCAAUGAUGUGGUGUUUUCCUGUACAGAGGGCUAUGAGCUGAUUGGAUCAUCCCAUAUUUCCUGCUCAGAGGAAGGAAUUUGGGAGGGAGCAGUCCCAUACUGCAGAGCCCUUUCCUGUGCUCACCCAACUCUCCCAGAAUACGGAAUACUGAAAGGGACAAACUUAACAUACGGAAGCAAGGUGACUUUCAGCUGUGAGAAGGGCUAUGUCCCCCAGGAGCCAAUUGAAAGCCACUGUCAAUCUAAUUUGAAGUGGAGCAGAGAGCCCCCUGUUUGUCAGCCUGUAACCUGCGGUGAGCCCCCAGCAGUAGAUUAUGCCGAGUAUACCCUCAACAGAAAAGUCUACCUUUCCACCCUAACAUACACCUGCAUGAAAGGAUACAGAUUGCAGGGUGCCAUGGAGCUGCAGUGUGAGGCAUCAGGAGAGUGGGCAUCUCCUCCACCUAUCUGUGUCAGAGUGGACUGUGGCAAACCUCCUCCUUUGACGGGUGCUGUAAUUAAGGGUGACAACUUCACACUGGGUAGUCGAGUCUACUAUAUUUGCAAAGAGGGUUACAUCCUGCUUGGUGUAGAAACUAAGGAAUGCCUCCCAAGUGGUAACUGGACUCAGCAUUCUGCCCAGUGUGUUCCUCGGUCUUGUGGGCCACCACCCCCAGUUGACCAUGCCUACCUACCUGAUAUUGGACACCAGCUGUUUGGCGACAUGGCUAACUACUUCUGUAUUGAUGGCUACACUGCUGAUAACAAUACAAAACUUUUCUGCAAUGCCCAAGGUAUUUGGGCACCCCCAGAAAGCUUUGGUAUUCCUCACUGUAUUGCCAACUUCUGCCAGCGUCCCCCAGAUUUACCUCACGCCAUUCUGGAUUCCAUCAACAAACCAAAGUAUGCGAGCAACACAGAGGUCAGCUACAAGUGUGAGGAGGGCUUUGUUCUCAAUGCAACAGGAACACUGAAGUGCCUGAUAGGAGGGGAGUGGACACCUUCACCUUUGGAUAUUGGCUGUAUGCCUGUAAGAUGCUCAAAGCCAGAGAGUAUAGGGAAGGGUUAUGUAAGUGGGAGCAAUUAUAGUUUUGGAGCUGUGAUUGCAUACAGCUGUGAUAAAGGGUAUUUCAUUCGAGGAGAGAAGAGGAGGAUUUGUAAAGCCAACGGUGAGUGGGGCGGUGUCUUGCCCACAUGCCAGCCUGUUUCCUGCCCCAAGCCACCUCACUUGGCUAAUGGAUUCUUACAGGGCCAAAUGAGAAACAACAGCUAUGUGUACAGCAGUAAGGUGACGUACGCGUGCAAUGACGGGUAUCGUCUGACUGGGAAGCCUGAACGUGUAUGUAUGGCUGACAAGCAGUGGUCAAACAGAAACCCUCCUGUUUGUGUCCUCCUCACCUGUCCCCCCCCUCCCAAUAUCAAAAAUGGCCGCUAUCAUGGCUCCACCUUUGAGGUUGGCAGUAAGGUGGAAUUUGUCUGUAAAGAAGGAUAUGAACUUAUUGGAGAUUCUGUAUGGAUGUGUUUAAAGAUCGGAAAGUGGGACAAGAGCACAGCCCCUCUUUGUUCUCCAGUUCAGUGCCCCGAGCCACCUUUAGAAGAGAAUCAUCUCGUACUGCAUGGAUUGGAUUCUGACUCGGGCACAGUGGAGCUUUCUUGUGAGGAAGGCUAUGUUCUUCUGGGUGCACGGACUCUUCGUUGCACCCCAUCACAAGAGUGGAAUGACUCUUUCCCUGUUUGCAAACAAGUGUUCUGUGAACCUCCUCCUGAUGUUUCCUUUGGUGACCCAUCCGAUACACUGUCCUACUUUGGGAGUGUCGUGACCUACUCUUGCAUGGAUGGCUUUACUCUGCAGAAAGAAGCUUCUGUCCACUGCCAGGCAGAUGGGACCUGGAGCAAACCUUAUCCUGACUGCAUUCCUGUUGAAUGCAAACAGCCUGAAGAGAUACCAAAUGGAACUGUGGAUGUUCACGGUCUAAUGUACCUCAGCACUGCCAUCUAUAGCUGUAAAGCAGGGUAUGACUUAGUAGGUAACAAUACUGUGCUUUGUGGUCAAAGCGGGUUGUGGAUAGGAGGUGUACCUGUAUGUCACCCUGUUAAGUGUGCUGCACCUAAGGAGAUUCCCAAUGGCUCGGUUAAGUACUCAAGGCUCCAGUUUAGCCAAUCUGUUACGUAUUCCUGCCAGAGGGGAUACCGCUUACAAGGCCCAGAAACACUUACCUGUCUAGAGAAUGGAGAAUGGGACCAGGAGGCUCCUGACUGUGUGCAGAUCUACUGUUCUUCUCCCAAACCUAUUGCCAAUGGCUUUGUGGAAGGACGGGACUGUAAGUUUGGGGUCACAAUCUUUUAUAGCUGCUUCCCAGGUUUCUUCCUAUUUGGUAAUAAUCAUCUCACUUGUGAAGAACAUGGCUGGUCAAGCUCUGAGCCCAUAUGUGCUCCUGCUGACUGUGGCCUGCCUCCACAUAUCGAUUUUGGUGACUACUUGAAGGUCAGAGACCCCCUAGCUGAAGACGGGACACCUACAGACCAACAGUUACCAAUUAACAAUAACUUUUUACAUGGGUCCAUGGUUCAAUAUCACUGCCAUGUAGGGUAUGAAAUGAACGGUGGCAUCAUGUUGAUGUGUCAGGAAGAUGGAACAUGGAAUGGAACAGCCCCUGUGUGUGCUCCUGCACAAUGUGAGACACCGCCCAGCCCUGAGUAUGGAUCAGUAACAGUAAAAAAUAGUGCACUCGGCAGCCUUGCAGAGUACAGCUGUGAGGAGGGUUACGAACUCAAUGGACAGCCAGUCCGACAAUGCAUUUCUGGCCGCCAGUGGACCAUUGAAGCUCCUCGCUGUUUGCCUAUUUCAUGUGGUGAUCCCGGAGGCAUUGCAAAUGGUGAGGUGAUUGGAAAAUCCUUUCACUUCAAGGCAGUUAUUCACUAUGAGUGCCACAGCGGGUUUGUUCUUGAGGGUGUUGAAGUGAGAACUUGCCAAGUUGAUGGAAAAUGGGACAACAAAGCUCCAUGGUGUAAAGCAGUUUCCUGUGGGCGCCCUGUUGUUUCAAAGGAUGUUUUGGUGAGAGGAGAUGAUUACACAUUUGGCAAGAGGUUGUUGUUCAGCUGCAAUAUCGGUUUCAUCCUACAGGGGGCACCGACCAGUGUUUGUUUGCCCAAUGGCAGUUGGAGUGAAACUGCUCCAAAGUGCCUUCCAGCCAACUGUGGUCAACCACCUGUAAUUGAAAAUGGCAGAGUAACAGGCACAGAUUAUGGUUACAAUGGGAUGGUUAGGUAUGAGUGUGACAUUGGUUACGUCUUAACUGGAAAUCCUACUCUAAUUUGCAGAGGUGAUGGGCUAUGGGAUGACCCUCCUCCACGGUGCGACAUAGUCACGUGCGAUCCACCUGAGGACAUAAGCCAUGGUUACCUGAAUGGAUCAAGCUUUAAUUUUGAUGAUGUUGUGGAGUACAUUUGCUUCCCAGGCUAUGAGGUGGUUGGCAGUUUAGUUUUACGAUGUGCUGCUGAGGGAAUCUGGCUAGGGAAAGUUCCUGAAUGCCGACCGUGUGUAUGCAGUCCCCCGGUACUGAAGUAUGGCACUGUUUUUGGCAAAGACCACACCUGUGGAGCAAGCGUCUGGUUCCAAUGUGACGAAGGCUACAAAACUCUUGGCCCUACAGAGGCAGUAUGUGACAAGGGUGGAUUGUGGAGUCCAGGAGUGCCUAUCUGCAGCCAAGGGAGAUGUACCAGCCCACCCCCAGCUGUGCCUAAUGCUGUCUUACAAGGUAGUGCUGCCUACUCCAUUGACACAGUCACCUACCGCUGUAGGCCGGGCUAUCAUUUGAAAGGUUUCCCCCAUCUCUCCUGUGGAAGGUUGGGCAGGUGGGGGGAGCCCAAUCUGAACUGUGAACCUGUUUCUUGUGGCGUGCCUCCUUUGAUCCCAAAUGCAGAGACUGUUGGAAUGGUUAUCACCUAUGGCAGCAAAGCUCAGUACAGGUGUAAAGAGGGGUUUGAAUUGGCAACAAAGACAGACUCAGUUAUAUGUCAAAGUGAUGGCACCUGGUCAAAACACAGUGUUAGGUGUCGACCUUCACCCUGCAGCCUACCAGCCAACCUCACCCAUGUAGUUGUCACAGGGAAGCAGCUCACACCUGUAGGGGGCAGAGUCAUAAUCUCCUGUAGACCAGGGUUCUUCCUUGAGGGACCAGAAAUAUCUGAAUGUGUACUCUCUGGCAAAUGGUCACCACCUUUCUCUUCAAAGUCCUGUGUGCCAGUCAUUUGUGAGAGGCCUCUUCCCAUUCUCAAUGGCUUGGUUGAGGGCAAGAGCUACAAUUAUGGUGAUAUUAUUAGUUACACUUGUCUGCCAGGAUUUGAACUGCAGGGAGACUCUGUUCAGACAUGUCAGUGUGAUAAAACCUGGAGUGGAAUUCAGCCAGUUUGUGUUGCUGUGUCAUGUGGUCCUCCACCAGUGGUGGCCAAUGUCAUUACUAUGUCCAGUGGUGAGACAUACCAAAGUACUGUCAGCUAUAUGUGUAACUCAGGCCUGAGUUUGGUUGGUCCACAGAACAUCACUUGUCAGGCUGAUGGAACAUGGAGCUUACCGCCUCCAGUGUGUGAAGGGGGAUGUGAGAAGCCAACAGACUUAUUGAAUGGAAAGGUGCAAGAACAUAUCCUGGCCAGCGGGCGUGCUCUUGAGUUUCAAUGUGAGAAAGGCUAUACACUGCUGGGAGAGUCUCUCGUCUUGUGUUUAGGAAACAGCUCCUGGAGUUCAUCGUUCCCUGUCUGCAAACCCAAAUCAUGCCCCCGUCCUCCUGGCUGGACUGGAGUCAAUAGCAACACAACACAGACAGUUUUCCUGGUAGGCCAGUCAGUACCAGUCAAGUGUCCUAAAGGUAAACGAGUCAAAGAUAACCAGGCAAAGGGUACCGCCACCUUAACUUGCAGAAGUGAUCAAACCUGGACCCCCAUCAGUGCAGUGUGUGGAACUCGGAGAUUUCAGCUCACGAGUCGCAGGAAGCUUGACAUAACGAACCCUUCACGAAGAGCUGUGUGUUGGCUCCAUUGUAAGAAUGGAGGUGUGUGCCAAAAACCAAACAUUUGUUCCUGUCCAGAGGGAUGGAUGGGACGUUUUUGCGAGGAGCCAAUCUGCAUCCUACCUUGUCUAAAUGGAGGACGCUGUGUAGCUCCAUACCAGUGUGAGUGCCCAGUAGGCUGGACGGGCACACGCUGCCACAAUGCGGUGUGCUCAACACCCUGUUUGAAUGGAGGCAGGUGUAUCCGACCUAACAGGUGUCAUUGCAGUCAAGGAUGGGGAGGAUAUGACUGCUCGAGAAAAAGAAAAUCUGCAUACUUUCUUUUUUAAUGUGCCACGCGACAUGCGCUUGAGUCUGAUCGUGUUGGAACAAGAAACCUUCAGAGACUUGUAAACAACUCGUUUUCUCUUUCUGGAAGUCCUAAGUGGUUUUGUAAAUUAAAGCUGUAUUUUUUCAUGUAGAAAAUGAAACCGUAUUAAAUGUAUGCUGCUGCUGCUAUAUACAUGAACUUGUAUGAUGUGUAAAAAUGUUGAUGUGAUUGUCCAAUGUACAGGUAUAUAAACUAUUCUUUUCAUGUUUUUAUUCAAACAGAAAAUACAGCCAUAUUAAAACCAAGUGUAAUUCUCACUUUCUCAGUUCAUUGUGAAGAAUUCUCAAUUAAACUUUCAGUUUGUUUCA
Molecule: messenger RNA, 11627 nt
Organism: Myxocyprinus asiaticus (Chinese sucker)
Lineage: Eukaryota; Metazoa; Chordata; Actinopteri; Cypriniformes; Catostomidae
Product: sushi, von Willebrand factor type A, EGF and pentraxin domain-containing protein 1-like
Exons: 49
Coding region: 605-11278 (3557 amino acids)
Molecular function (GO): calcium ion binding
Source: RefSeq, a predicted model, not a curated record